GUCAUCUCCCCUUGCCCUUCCCUUCAAAAGGCUCACUGCUACUAACGCCUACCAGAGAAUUCUGAACACCGAUCCGCUCCACCUCCUCCACAACGCAUAUCAUGAAGCUCUCUACCUCCGCCCUCGCCACUGCUCUCACGGCCCUCACCCUCGCGUCGCGCGGGCUCGCCGCGCCCGGGGACAUCAUGCUCCCCCAGCCGGGCACGCAUAUCGCUCCCGGCGCAUCCUUCAACUUCUCGUACGAAAUUCGCGGCGACUACUGCACGUCCUCGUAUGCGUACAAUGUCUUCCUCGUCACGGACGUGCCGACGUCCGUCCAGCCCUCGGACGUCUUCAUGGGCGGGUAUUUCUUCGGGCGCUUCGACGCGCCAAACUAUCCCGCAGUCCCCUACCCGCAGAACCCCGCGCCGCCACAGUUGGUAAUGCCCAACUUCUCGCAGCCACAAGGCGGGUUCGGCGCGGGCCAGAGCGCGAGCGACCAGACGUGGCAACUCGCGGUUAUUGAGGAGUGGGACGGGUGCGCUGCUGAUGGUCCCGUUGGGAGGAAGUUCAGUCUCGCCUCCGUGCCUAUCGUAUAUAAUGCCACUGGCUCUGCCUAAUCGAUUUCGCGUGGACACGCUCGGACUGCUUGCUGACGGACCGCAUACAUAGUUACGGACUACAUCGUGGUGAUCAUUGCGGACACAUAUCGCACCUCGGACAAUCUCCCUGAUCGGACAAUUAGUGUUUGCGCUGUAUGCGUCGCGUAGUGUACGUGUACUUGGGCUAUUGUUGGAUAUUCCUCUCCUCUCGGAGUAUAGUGUACCUGUUGCAGCCUCUUCACUAGUUCAACUGCCCUCUCAAAACACAUGGUCUGAAUAAUAGUACAUUCUGUUCUGAUCAUCUCAGUUCUUU
Messenger RNA from Dichomitus squalens LYAD-421 SS1, 894 nucleotides. RefSeq lists its product as uncharacterized. The record is from RefSeq and is a predicted model, not a curated record. Lineage: Eukaryota; Fungi; Basidiomycota; Agaricomycetes; Polyporales; Polyporaceae. Bases 102 to 599 code for a protein of 165 amino acids. The transcript is spliced from 2 exons.